This is a messenger RNA of Pedinophyceae sp. YPF-701, 1407 nucleotides long. The record is from the annotation of a GenBank genome assembly. NCBI's taxonomy places the organism in Eukaryota, Viridiplantae, Chlorophyta, Pedinophyceae.
AUGGGUCCUGGCAAGGCCGGAGGCUCGAAUGGGGUGCGCGUGAAGGGCGUGGGCACGCAGUCGUGGUGGCGGAGCUUCGUGCGGUCAAUUGGCCUCGGAAGCUUCCUCGGCGGCGGCCUGUGGGGAAGCAUUCCAGGGGGAUCCUUCGCCAGCUCGCUGAUUGGCGGCCGCAGCGCGCAUAACCCGUCUGGCCCCCAGAAGAAGCGCCAAUCGGGCAAGCCGCGCAUCAUGAUGCUCAUCUCGGACACCGGCGGUGGCCACCGCGCCUCAGCGCGCGCCGUCAAGGAGGCCAUCGAGUCGCUCUACGGCGCCAAGUACGACAUCUCGAUCGUGGACCUGUGGAAGAAGCACACCCCGUGGCCGUACGACCGCAUGCCGGACUCGUACAGCACCCUCGUGAAGUACCCGAUUCUCUGGCGGAUCUCCUUCAACCUCUUCAAGCCCAAGCUCACGCACAUCCCGUACCUCAACUUCAUGUCGCACGCCUGCCACAACUCCAUCGCCCAGGCCUUCGAGGAGUACGACCCGGACCUCGUCGUCAGCCUCCACCCGCUCAUGCAGCACGCCUGCAUCCAGAUCCUCGAGCGCAUGGAGCGCAAGACGGGCAAGCCGCGCCCGCGCUUCGCCACCGUCGUGACCGACCUCACGACCUGCCACCCGACCUGGUUCCACCCGCGCCUCGACCGCCUCUUCGUCGCCACCGAGUACUGCCGCGACCGCGCCAUCGAGUACGGCGUUGCUGAGGAGAAGAUCGUGGUGCACGGCCUGCCCAUCCGGCCCGCGUUCUCGAACCCGUCGGUGUCCAAGGAGAAGCUGAGGAAGCAGCUGAAGCUGAAGGAGGGCACGCCUGCGGUGCUGCUCGUCGGCGGCGGCGAGGGCAUGGGCCCCGUGGAGAAGACGGUGCGCGCGCUGGCCAAGCACGUCGGCGCCAAGUGUCAGGUCGUGGUGAUCUGCGGGCGCAACCAGGCGCUCGUGGACAAGCUCAGCGCCAUCGACUACCCCAAGGGCAUGAACGUCAUCGUCAACGGGUUCGUGUCGAACAUGGACGAGUGGAUGACGGCCUGCGACGCCAUCAUCACCAAGGCCGGCCCAGGCACCAUCGCGGAGGCGCUCGCCGUGGGCUGCCCGAUCCUGCUCAACGCGUUCGUGCCGUGCCAGGAGGAGGGCAACAUCCCGCACGUCGUCGAGAACGAGGUCGGCGACUUCGAGCCCAACUCGGACAAGGCGGCACAGGUCGUUGGCCGGUGGUUCACGGACCCGGAGAAGCUCGCGGAGCUGUCGCGGCGGGCCAAGGCGCUCGGGGCCCCGCAGGCGACGUUCAACAUCGCCCGGGACCUCAUCGCGAUGCUGUCGAUGUCGGCCGAGGAGCUGCGCGCGCCGAGCGGCACGCUGGCGAUGGCGGCGUGA